Molecule: messenger RNA, 4753 nt
Organism: Vidua chalybeata
Lineage: Eukaryota; Metazoa; Chordata; Aves; Passeriformes; Viduidae
Exons: 3
Coding region: 259-1299 (346 amino acids)
Source: RefSeq, a predicted model, not a curated record
UAAUCUCUCCUUUUUUUCAGGGAGGUUGAGGGUCUUUCUAAGCAACUCUGCCCACUCGGGGGCGUAGCCUAACUGUCUCAGGGUCAUUUCCUUGUCUUCCCUUUAAGUGGGGGAGGGAGGUUCUCCUUGAUUUCACUGGGCAGGUUGCUAAGCAACCUCUAGGUAGGUUGCUGGGUAGCCAGGGCAGAUUGCCUUUUGAUUGUUACUUUUCUUCUGGCUGGGGAUCGGGUCUGCCAGACAACUGUAACAUCCGACAGCAUGGGUGCACAGCUGUCUGUCUCGCAGAAGAGCCUAUACUACCAAGUUGUGGGCAUCCUUUCGGGGAGGGAACAAAAGUUUAAAAAAUCCGAAGCUCAGAAGUUUGCCAGGUGGUUGUCCCUGCAUUUCCCUGAUGUUUCGGCCCAAAAAUUAUUACAAGUGUCAUUUUGGGACAGGGUAGGGAAUGAAAUUCUAAGAUUAGGGGAUCCAUCCCUAUCUAAAUUCACAUAUCUGGCCCUGCAAAUUCGUAAUAUUGUCAAAAAUGAAAUGCAGAGACAGCCGUCCAAUGACAAACUUUUCCCCAGUUCACAACCCGGUUCAUCCCAUCCUACCCCUCUUUCCUCUCCCGCUGCUCCUCGUUCAGGAAUUCUGAGGGGAGCAACCCGCCAUUCGGUGCAGGGUUGCCACCGUCUCCCCGGCUCCCCACAGAAUUCUCACGACCCCCGCCUGGGCAGUCCUGGCCAGACUGCUCGGGAUCUUUCCUGUCCCCCAGUUUCUCCUAAAUGUACAGCCCCGUCCCAAAAACCCACAGUUAGGUUCCAUGUCCCUGAUCCCAUCUCCCCUCAAAAUGGCCCCCAGGAGGCACAAAAUGGCGGGCGCCACGCGGCGUUUCCCGCCACUUGUCCUUCUUCUUCCUGUGAUCCUCCUCCCUCUCCUCCCCAGAGCCCCAUCCUUCCCGAACCCAACCCCUUCCGGCCCUCCGGUUUUCCCGCCAGUCCUACCUCUCCGCCCACCGUCCCUCCCAUAUCAUCUUUAACCCCGCCUGAUGUCACCAUCCACCUGGACACGUCAUCACCCAAUGCCCCUCCCACUGGUCCUGUUGUGGUCCCUUCCGGUCCCACCCCUGAUUCCCACGGUUCCCACGACCCUCCUUCCGGUUCCCACGCUUUGUUUUCCGGGGCGGGGGGUUGUGGGAACCCAGGCCUGCCUGACACCCUUCCUACCCUUUCAGCUGCGCCGGUUCCAUACGUCCCGCAGCCGGAGGGUAGGCUCCUUGCCCAGUGGUCGCCGAUCCCUCAGCAGACAAUUAAAGAACUGUGAAUUUAAGAAUUUGCAGUUCUUAAAGAAUUUAAGAGGGAACGUUAAUAUUUCAGAGGCCUACUAAAGGCAACUUUAACAUCAAAUGAGUACACUCCGGCAGAGCUAAGGAUCCUCUUCUCAUGCCUACUUACACAAACAGAGUUCAUGCUAUGGGAGGUGGCAUGGGAAAGAGAGGUCUGGGCUGUGUUGCCGGAGUUAUGGGCCAACCAAGAUACUGCACUUGACGCUGAGGGUUGGAUUCUAUCUCUUGACCAAUUGUGUGGGAAAGGAGACUGGGUGUCAGGGCAGAAGCAGGCCGAGAAAAUUCCCAGGGGGGCUCUGCAGCAGAGCCUGAAGGCAGCUGAAAAGGCUUUCUUCAAACUUAAGCCUGAAACGCCUGUAGAUAAUUAUGUCUAUAUUAAACAGUCGCCUUCUGAGUCCUUUGUGAGUUUUGUAGAGCGGUUGCGGAAGGCCAUCGACCUGCAGGUGCCAAGUGAAGAAGCCAAGCAGGGAUCCUUACUGAGAUGGCAAGGCUCAACGCCAACGAGCCCUGCAGAGCCGCCAUUCUCAGCCUGCCUUUGGAUCCAACCCCCACCCUCCACGCGAUGCUGGAGGUGUGCAAGAGAAAAGUCACCAUCCCGCAGAAGGAUCAGCAGGACCGCUACCGCUCUACAAGGAGGAUCUCUGCUGCAGAUGCGGCCAACAUCAAGCCACCGCUCAUUCCACCGGCCGUUCCACCUCAACGUUUCCCGGGACCACCGUCAAAAGGGAACAACAGGGACCAGCUGUGUCACCUUUGUCGCCAGAAGGGGCAUUGGGUUCAGAAUUGCCCUUUGAGAACUGAAUUUUUUGACUUUCAAAAGAGACAACAAGGGCAAAGAAGCCCUCCCAAGGAGGGGGCUCAAAAAACCUAAACAGCCAGCGCAGUCCCUCCCUGCGCAAGGACACAAGUAGGGCUGGUGUUGACAGAAUCUUUACACCUAAGAAACAGCGAUUGGCGGUUCGUGUCCGUGGACACCGAAAUACCCGGGACCUGGAAGAAAUUCCACUGUAAGUACAUCAUCCUUGGGGACACCAAACACACGCCUCUCGACAUUACCAUUGCCCCGGGUCUGGUAACAGCUGAUCCGGGGAAUUUAGUGUUAUGGCUGCACUGUGCUCACCCUCCGGUGUACCUGCCGAAGGGUCAAGUAAUCGCCCAGGCUCUCCCGGUACCUGAGCUUCCGUGGGACCCCGAAUGCCUGGGGUCCAUUCCUACAGUUUGUUGGACUCAGGAGCUGGGAAGAGAAAAGCCCAGGAUUCCGUGCGGGCUGCGCCGGGGAGUUUCCCUUGCAGAAUUCCUUUGGAGAUGUCCCAACCCAUCAUAACACCGGAGAUGAGCCUCAUCCUGCUCACAGUGAUGAUGAGCGUCCUACAUCCCCAGCAGGCGUGGAUAAUCCCUCAGCCUCAGGCCAAUGUCUGGACCAGCCUGGCGAGAGCUAUGAGUCAAGACCACAUUUGCCUAUCUACCUCCUCCGCCGCUAAACCUAUGCUCUCCUGCCUUGUGGGGAUCCCAUUAAAUCUGGAUGAGUUUCCUUUUGUUUUUCCCAAAACCUCUGUAUCCCCCCGAAAGAAGGCCCGCUCUUUUGUAAUCAAGGAAGUUAAGCCCUGGAAAGAAUGGGUCAGAAAAUUACCAGUCAUGGAGAACCUUCUGCAGGAAUGAGAUCUUUUAGGUUCUUCUAAGGCUUUUGUUUGUAUCCAUUUUGCCGUUGAUCCCGACCCCCAAGUCCGGCCCUUUACCGAAAUCAAGCAGUACAACAUUAAUUAUACCGCAAAAAAUUGGUGCCGAAAAGUAAUUCAUAUCCCCUUGAAAUCCACCCCAGACAAUCGACCCCAUUCCCUUCCUAAAGGCACCUUUUUAAUUUGUGGGGAUCGGGCUUGGGCUGGCAUCCCCCCUCAUCUGAUCGGAGGCCCCUGUACCUUCGGCCGGUUGGGCUUGUUUACUUCCAACAAAACUCAAAUCGCUAAUUGGCAGAAGAAAAAUAUGAGCCGUCAAUUGGCUCGUCCAAAAAGAGAAUUAAAGAAUCUGGACCCAAAUUGUGAUUCGGAAAUUAUUCAUUGGUCAAAGCCAAAAGGGGUUGCGGCCAUCACAUUCAUGCCUUGGGUGGCCGUAGCCAAAGCAUUUGGGGAAUUGGCUCACCUCGAGUGCUGGGUUGCUAAACAAGCAAAUUUGACAUCAACUGCGCAUUCGGACCUCCUAUCUGAUGAGGAGAUAACGAGGCAGGCUACCCUUCAAAAUCGAGCAGCAAUUGAUUUUCUCCUUCUCCUCCACAAUCAUCGGUGCGAAGAAUUUGAAGGACUUUGUUGCCUGAACCUAACAUCACAUGCUGAGGACAUCCACGCCACAAUAAAUAAGAUGCAGAACAUGAUAACGGACAUUAAGAAGGAAUCAGGAGACUGGCUGGGGAAUGUCUUUGAAGGAUGGGGACUCACGGGUUGGGUACAGUCUUUGUUUCAGAUUGGACUUUUGAUUUUAUUUGUUUUGGUUGUCAUCAUUAUCGGGUUCAGUGUCCUCAAACGAAUGCUCAUCAACUUAGUAAACACCGCGGUUGAGGUGAACCGGGUCUCUGUUUCAACACCACCAGAGGAGACCCCGGCGGAAGAGCAACCAUGGCAUGAAACAGCUCCAACUCAACAACCGUGGUUUGGGGACCUGUACCCGGAAUCAGAGUAUUUACCUCAGACUGAGUUCACUUCUAUUUAGUUCUCAAAUUCUGUUUAAUUAUUAAGUUCCAUUCCCUUCUUUUUAAAACAAAAAGGGGGAAUUGUUGUAUUGUGUUUUAUUAUGUUCAUUCAUACUGUUGUUGUUGCCUAUGUUCUGAGAAUGGUUUGUCCCUGUUACCCCCCAUAUCCCUUUGGUUCAACCCCUGUCACUCCUCCCUAAGCCUGCCCCUUGACUCAGCAGAACUGCUGAGUCAUUCCUGAGUCCCCUCCCUGGUGCCCUGUCCAUCACUCGGCAGCCCAUUCCCACCACCCAGAAACUUCCAUCAGGGGCGUCGAGUGAUUGGAUCAGGACCAGGGACCCCUCCCCUACUUUCCCCUAAUAGGUUGUUAUCCCUAUCCAUCCCCUUGAAAGCCACACCCCGGUUCUACCCCAUUGGUUGUUCUCCCCUUCCACUCCCCCCUUUAUAAACUGUGGCAGAGUCCCUCUCGGGGCUCUCGUUGGUUGGCUUCUGUUGAGUUUUGUUGGAGCUCCUGGAGUUUCUAAUAAAACCCUGACGUUCGCCCCCAAGAGAGUCAGCCUCAUCCUUCAGUGGGUUAGCCGUUCGGUCGCUCCUCUGGAAGCACUCCUGGAAAACCCUGCGGGGAACCGAAGGCAGUGCCUUCCACCGUCGCCGUGUCACCUGGCCGGGUCACUCGAGCGGCUGCCGAGUGGACACAACGGCAUGAAAGAGCUCGUGUAGGGCAGGCGCAACCUGCAGGCAGAGCUGUGAGC